GAGUGAGGAAGAAGAGGGGUGUCUCAACUUUCGGGGGGAAAAGGACUUUCGGGGACCCCGCAGCCCACCCCGGAGUUUGGGGAUCCGAUGGCCGGGGAGCUGCCGGUGGACUUGAGGACUUGGAGGAAGAGCGGCGGCGGAGGAGGAGGAGGAGGAGGAGAGGGGCCCCAGAAGGAGGAGGAGGAGGAAGAGAAGGGCCCCCCCAAAGCCCAGACCUGCCUGCCCCUCCGGAAGCGGCGCUACGCCCAAGGGGGGCCCCAGGGCGAGGAGGCGCGCGGACCCCCCGCCGGGCAGGUGCCCAAGAGGGAGGAGGAGGCCCCGGGAGGGCGGUGGGCCGCACACGGCGCACACGGGCUCGGGGGGCCCUUCCUGCCCCUCCCCUACCCGCGCCUCCCCCACGCCUACUUCUCCGGUUUGUCCGGCUCCUUCCUCGGUCCGGAGCUGACCCCCAUUUUGCACUCGGUGACCCCUCCCCAUCCAUUCCUGGGGGUCCCUACGCCCUACUCCUUGCUCUGCUCCGUCGAGGCCCAGUUGGCGCUGGACAUCGCGACAGCCACCAAGCAGGACGAAGAUGGCGACACGCCUCUCCACAUCGCUGUGGUCCAAGGGAACCUUUCGGUGGUCCAGCGUUUGGUGGCCCUCUUCCAUCAGGGACAUCGGGACUUGGACACCUUCAACAACCUGCGGCAGACUCCCUUGCACUUGGCGGUCAUCACCGGCCAGCCGGCCUUGGCCAAAGUGCUGCUGACCCACGGCGCCUCGCCAAUGGUGUUGGACCGGCACGGGCAGACGGCCCUCCAUUUGGCGUGCGAACACGGCAGCCUGCGCUGCCUCCGGGAGUUGCUGGAAGGGAGCCUGGCGCCCUUGGACUUGGAAGCCCGGAACUUCGAAGGUUUAACUCCGCUCCAUGUAGCCGUUGGAACCUCCGACCACAACAUGGUCCUUGCUUUGCUUGAACACGGGGCUGAUGUCGACGCCGUGGAUAUUAAGAGUGGGCGUUCUCCCCUUUUGCACGCCGUAGAGAACAACAACCUGGAAAUGGUUGAAUUACUACUCAAGCACGGUGCCAACGUCAAUGCGCAAUCCUACGGUGGCAACACAGCACUCCACGCAGCCAGCGGACGAGGCCUUCUGGACACGCUCCGGCUCCUGGUCCGCAACGGGGCGGACGGCAGCCUCAAGAACUACCACAACGACACCCCUUUGAUGGUGGCCAAGAACAAGCGGGUGAUUGACAUCCUGAGAGGGAAAGCCUCCCGCUCUGGACCGGCUCCGGACAACAGCCAAGAUGGAUCAUCCCCAACAAACGGCACGGAUAGAUCUCCAAUUCUCCGUCCGACUUAUACUGGUCUGCUGCGCUCUUCACCUGAUUCGUGCCCCACGACUCCGAGCCCGGCCCGGACCCCGAAGCCCCUCGUUUCGGCCAAUCAGAAGCCAGAGAGCAUUAUGUCGUCCAGUGAGUCACUGGGGACCACCCAUUUGCAGGGCGUGAAACCGGAAAGGAGCCCCUCCCCUCCCGCUGCGGAGCAGCCAAUGGGUUUCCGGGGGCCCCCCAAGUACUUCCUACCGGUCACCGAGGGCAUGAUGGACCCGGCCUUCUCCCUCUAUCCGUUUGUGAGCUCCGGCCACGGCCUUUCGCCUCAUCCUCUCCCGCUGAUCCCAUUCGGCGUGAAUCCCUCACUCCUAGCCGUGUCCUCGGAGUCCUUGGCCAAUCAGGUGCAGCCCAGGAGCAUUGGUGCGGACCAAUCACAGGAGCCGCUGGACUCUCCGGGGCCGUGGCCUUGUCCUCGGGGCAGUGACCCUCGGGGCAGUUGACAAGAAGGAGGCGAGAGGGUGGAUGCUCUCCGACGACUGACUUUGCCCAGAAUGCUCUCCGGCGCAAGGCAACAGGACAACGGAGGCUUUUGCACUUUGCUGCUAAAGAUUCCGAGCACAACAUGAAUUCCGAUCACCUCCGAGGAAUGUUUGUGUGGACUUGCAAGUCCACGGGAAGAGGAUGCCCAAGGACCGCUUCCUGGAGUAGGAAUGUUGAUGCUUCACAGGGAAGCUGCUCAAAGAUUUUUGGUGUGUAGCAACUCCCGUCGAGCCUGAGAUGACCCUCUGCGGUGUGCUAGGACCAUGUAUUGCAAGCCCCAUCGGCCACCCAGUCUCACCCGUUCAACCCGGUUGCAUGUCCCAUCCACCACCCAUGUUUUGCAAGUCCCACCCACCCAUGAGUUGCAAAUCCUACCCACAGGUUGUAAGUCUUAUCGUCUACCCGUGUAGCAACUCCCGUCGAGCCUGAGAUGACCCUCUGCGGUGUGCUAGGACCAUGGAUUGCAAGCCCCAUCGCCCACCCAGUCUCACCCGUUCAACCCAGUUGCAUGUCCCAUCCACCUGCCAUGUUUUGCAAGUCCCACCCACCCAUGAGUUGCAAAUCCCACCCACAGGUUGUAAGUCUUAUCGUCUGCCCAUAGAUUGUUAGUCCCAUCCACAGAUAGCGAGUCUCCAUGCACUCAUCCAUGGGUCGUAGAUCCCAUCCAUGGAUUGCAAAUACCAUCAUCCACUCAUGGCUUGAGAGUCCUAUCGACAGAUUGCAAGUCCCAUUGUCCGCCUAUGGCUUGCUAGUCCUACUUACUAGUCCAUGGAUUGCAAGUCUCAUAAUUCACCUAUGAGUUGCUAGUUCUACCCACCUGCUUGUGGAUUGCAAGUCCCAUUAUCCACCCAAGGAUUGCAAGCCCCAGCGUUCACCUAUGGCUUGCUAGUCCCACCCACCUAUCUAUGGUUUGCAAGUUCGAUCAUCUACCUAUGGCUUGCUAGUACUCUUGCUAGUACUACUUAUCUGCCUGUGGAUUGCAAGUCCCAUUAUCCACCAAAGGAUUGCAAAUCCCAGCAUCCACCUAUGGGCUGCUAGUUCUACCCACCUGCCCAUGGAUUGCAAGUCCCAUCAUCCACCUAUGGCUUGCUAGUCCCACCCACCUUUCUGUCUGUGGAUGGCAAGUCCCAUCACCCACCUAUGAGAUGCUAGUCCUACUCAUCUGCCUGUGGAUUGCAAGUCCCAUUAUCCGCCCAAGGAUUGCAAGUACCAUCAUCCACCUAUGGGCUGCUAGUGCUACCCACCUGUCUGUCUGUGAAUAGCAAGUCCCAUCAUCCACCUAUGGGCUGCUAGUCCUACUCAUCUGUCCAUGGAUUGCAAGUCCCAUUAUCCAUCCGAAGGAUUGCAUGUCCCAUCAUCCACCUAUGGGCUGCUAGUCCCACCCACCUGUCUGUCUGUGAAUGGCACUUCCCAUCAUCCACCUAUGGGCUGCUAGUCCUACUCAUCUGCCCGUGGAUUGCAAGUCCCAUUAUCCAUCCCAAGGAUUGCAUGUCCCAUCAUCCACCUAUGGGCUACUAGUCCUAUUCUCCUGUCCACAGAUUGCAAGUCCCAUCAUCCACCCCAAAGAUUGCAAGUCCCAGCAUCCGCCCAUGGCUUGCUAGUCUUACCCACCUGCCAGUGGAUUGCAAGUCCCAUUACCCACCUAAGGACUGCAAGUCCCA
Molecule: messenger RNA, 3516 nt
Organism: Anolis sagrei ordinatus
Lineage: Eukaryota; Metazoa; Chordata; Lepidosauria; Squamata; Anolidae
Source: RefSeq, a predicted model, not a curated record